AUGCCGACGUGUGGGACUCUUGUCCAGUUUUGGGAAUCGGUUGCGGCGUGCGAAGCCGCGGGCCGCGAUGCGAAAACGGUCUUGGAAUUGUUUUCCGGUAUCGGGGGGUACCGCUAUGGCUUCAGUUAUGCAGGAAUUCGAGCUCACCACUUGGCAGUGGAAAUAAACCCAGUGGCUAACGCGGUAUACAGACAUAACGCAGACCGUUCUCCCUUGUUCUCUUGUGUUUUGGCCAAAGACAUUACGAGUAUGCCCAAAUCGUGGUUCGAAGCAAACGCGUGCGACAUCUGGUGCAUGUCACCGCCCUGUCAGCCAUACAGUCGACAAGGGAACCAGCGCGACCUCGAGGAUGCGCGCACGCAGCCUCUGAAGCACCUCAUGCAGGUCUUAGAAGCUCUAACUAACAAGCCCAAAACAAUAGUUAUCGAGAACGUCCCGCCCUUCCUCGGCAGCCAAACCUGGAACGACCUGUGCUUACCAGCCCUCAGACGGGCAGGCUACCAAACCCAAACACUAGUCGUCUCUACGCUGGACAGCGGGGUCCCCAAUAACCGUAAGCGGUUCUACGCCGUCGCACGACUCGACGCGCGACCUCUCAACCUCGACUGGCCAUCCAUCAGGGCCAAGUUCCUAACCCCGGUCGAGGCUCUACUCGACCCACCCAACCAAUACUUGUGCAACCCCCUUGAGGGAGCCAUCUCUUCUUCCGAAAACACCACCACUAUCCCCGUUGCUCUUCUGAACGGGCUGGAAGCGGCAGACAUCUAUAUCAACAAGCAUCCCAAUGAACUGCAGGAGCUGCCGAAUGAUAUGAAAUGUCUAGUGCGGCCUGCGCCCGUUGUGUUGCCUCUGGAUCACCCGGCGACUCUGCCUGGCUCUCCCAAGCAACCGGCACAGACAGUUAUCGUGCCCGUCCCUCGGCAUUACACCGUCUGCUUCACCAAAGCGUACGGUAGAUACGUCCGGGGGACCGGCAGCAUUCUCUGGGAUAACGGACGGCUCCGUUUCUUUUCACCAAAUGAAGUAGCACGCCUUAUGGGAUACCAUACGGCUUCUGUGAAAUCUGGUUGCUGUCGUGGAGGAGCGACUGGCGGCAGAGAAGUGGCCGGUGGUAGAGAAGUGACCGGCGGAAGAGAGCCAUCGUGGCCGGAAGGGACUGAGCCAUUGGUGUGGCCGGAAGGCUUGAGGACAGUUAAGAAGUACCAGCUCUUGGGCAAUUCCCUGAAUCCGAAAAUAAUCGCCCUUCUGCUUUCCGCCAUUAGCUGA
Messenger RNA from Gregarina niphandrodes, 1266 nucleotides. Its product is annotated as DNA (cytosine-5-)-methyltransferase. Lineage: Eukaryota; Apicomplexa; Conoidasida; Eugregarinorida; Gregarinidae. The coding region runs from base 1 to 1266 and encodes 421 amino acids. The record is from RefSeq and is a predicted model, not a curated record. Gene Ontology annotation, molecular function: methyltransferase activity. The transcript has a single exon.